AUGAUUCGUCAAUUUGGACCACAAUGUUUGACAUCCGGCCAAGAUGUUGUGUUUCAGCAAGAUGGUGCAGCGUGCUAUACCUCAAAAAAGGCUAUAAAAUGGAUGGAAGAAAAUAAUGUACCACUUUUGAAAUGGGUUUCUAGCAGUCCAGAUCUGUCACCUAUUGAAACUUUGUGGCACGAGAUGAAAAAGGUUCUACGACAACAUCCUGCUCCGCCACAUCAGUCGACAAUUUCCCGUUGGUAUGAAGAACUCGAACGUGGACGGGUGAGUCUUAACGACGAUCCCAGGGUGGGUGAACCAAAAACGGCAGUCACCCAGGAAAACGCCGAUGCUGUGCGCAAACUCAUCAUUGAAGAUAGACAUGUGACAUAUCGCGAGAUUGAGGCGUCCUUGAAGGUCUCAAAUACCUCAAUUCUAAAAAUUUUACAUGAAGAAUUAGGAGUAAGAAAAUUACAGAAAGCAGCCAGGGUUAAUUUGUGUCAAAAAACGCUUGACCGUUUCAAUUCCGGGAACUCAAAAAAUGUGUACAGCAUUGUUAUCAUCCGUUCUCGAAGUGUUUCGAAAAAGAUGGUCGCGACAUUUGUGUCAAAAGCGGGUCAUAUUGCAACAAUUCCUCUUAAUGAGCAAAGAACUAUUACUGCGGAUUGGUAUGCCACCAUUUGUUUGCCAAAAGUCACCACCAAGCUUCGAAAAAUCAACUCCGAAAGAAGAAUCACCCUCCACCAAGACAAUGCAAGCUCGCACACAGCCCAAAAAACAAGACAGUAUUUAACGGAAGAAAACGUGGACCAUCCUCCAUAUAGUCCAGAUCUAAGUCCUAACAAUGUCUUUACUUUCCCGAAAAUUAAAAACAGACUGCCUGAAGAAGCAGUUGACGCAUUCAAAAAUGCCGUUUUGGAUCUGCCAGCAAACGAGUGGAAUAAGUGCUUCGAAAAUUGGUUCGAGCGCAUGCAGAUGUGUAUUAAUCUUCUUAUUCAAGAGCACUACAAAAAUGGUGCAAAGAAAGAAAACACGUUUCGCGCGCUUCAUUCUGUGGCAAAUCUGCCAGGCCGGCCAAGGAGCGUUCGCACACCGGGAAAUAUUGCUGUUGUGAAAGAGAGUGUGAGAGAUGAUCCGAAACAAUCAACAACGCGUCGAUCCCAAGAAUUGGGCAUUUCGAGAACCAGUUUGCUCCGCAUUCUCCACAAGGAUUUGAAUGUACACGCCUACAAGAUCCAAUUGACGCAAGAGCUGCGUCGGGCCGACCAUUUUUCGCGCCGAACGUUCUCAGAUUGGCUCCUUGAACACCGCCAAAUUGAUGCCAAUUUUUCAUCAAAAAUCAUGUUCAGCGACGAAGCGCAUUUCACUUUGAAUGGGACGGUAAACAAGCAAAACUGCCGCAUCUGGGCGAACGAAAAUCCCCGUGAGUAUCCAGAGCAGCCGAUGCAUCCUCAAAAAGUGACUGUGUGGUGUGCAUUGCGGUCAAAAGGCAUCAUCGGACCUUACUUUUUCGAAAAUGCGGCCGGGGACGCCGUUACCGUCAAUUCUGAGCGAUAUCACGUGAUGAUAGCGGACUAUUUUUUGCCGCAACUUGAAGGAAUGGAUAUGGACGAUGUUUAUUUCCAACAAGACGGUGCAACAUGCCACACAACCAACGUCAAUAUCCAUCGAUUGCAGUCCUUCUUCAGUGAUCGCGUGAUUUCGCGCAGAGGAAAUGUGCCAUGGCCACAAGACCUCUACGUCAACAAACCAGCCACCCUCCAAGAACUCAAAAACAACAUCAUUGCCGAGAUAAAUGCCAUAGAACCGACCAUGUUGCAAAAUGUCAUUGAAAAUUUCGACCAUCGCGUGGACGUCUGUAAAUCCAGUCGUGGUGAACAUUUGAGCGAUAUUCUUUUUCAUACAUAA
Acanthoscelides obtectus is the source of this 1890-nucleotide messenger RNA. The record is from the annotation of a GenBank genome assembly. Lineage: Eukaryota; Metazoa; Arthropoda; Insecta; Coleoptera; Chrysomelidae.